Drosophila nasuta is the source of this 330-nucleotide messenger RNA. RefSeq lists its product as uncharacterized. The coding region runs from base 1 to 249 and encodes 82 amino acids. The record is from RefSeq and is a predicted model, not a curated record. The transcript has a single exon. Gene Ontology annotation, biological process: mitochondrial respiratory chain complex III assembly. NCBI's taxonomy places the organism in Eukaryota, Metazoa, Arthropoda, Insecta, Diptera, Drosophilidae.
AUGUACAGCAAUCCUUAUGUCAAGUCUGUGCUGUGGCUCAUUGGUUUCGGUGGCAUGGGCUACGGCUUGAUGCUGCUCACUGAACCUAGCGCCGAGAAAAUCGAGAGGAUUCGAGCAUCUGGAUCACCAACUCAGUUGACUGUGGAUGAAAAAAAGAAAGCGCUGUUUAUGGAAAAGUUAAAGGCAGCGGCCACAAGCAGCACUCCAAUUUAUAGGCCAGCUCCAGCAGCUGACAAAAAAGAUAGUUAGACUUAGGCUUCGUUUUUAUGAUAAUUUGUUACAUAAAAUAAAACAAUUAAAUUUGGCAACACAAAAAUAACGGAAUUUGUU